This is a messenger RNA of Penicillium waksmanii, 1503 nucleotides long. Its product is annotated as amp dependent CoA ligase. The record is from RefSeq and is a predicted model, not a curated record. Gene Ontology annotation, molecular function: CoA-ligase activity. Lineage: Eukaryota; Fungi; Ascomycota; Eurotiomycetes; Eurotiales; Aspergillaceae. Gene Ontology annotation, biological process: secondary metabolic process. The transcript is spliced from 11 exons. Bases 1 to 1503 code for a protein of 500 amino acids.
AUGAAGAAGGAUAUCCCGACUCCGACUCCGGAAGAGACCGAUGAAGUAAAUGCAUCCAAGGUUGUUCAUACUGAUACUUUCUCCGAUGAGACCAUCACCUAUGGCUCUCUCCGCGAACAAGCCGGCCAUGCUGCCUGGGGUCUGCAGAAAAGGUUGGGACUGCAGCCAGGUGAUACUUUGCUUGCACUAGUCAACAACUCUAAUGCAUUCGUUCUUCUCGCUCAUGCAACCUGGUGGACAGGUGCUAUUUUCGUGCCUCUCAAUACAUCAGCGACGCGUGAUGAUAUUUCGCAUGUUCUGAAGCUUGUCCAGCCAACGCAUGUUGCCACUAUUGAAGAGAAGCUUAGCGUAGUCCAGGAUGCCUUGGCCUCUCAGUCAAUGACGAACACCAAAAUUUUGACUGUCAACUUCAAGGAAGGGAAUCUUCCGCAGUUCCCAAACGAUAUUAUCGGCAAAAGAGCUACAGAGACCAUCUCACCCCAUGGCCUUCAGGGUAAAAACGGCAAGGACGUGGUCAGCACCAUUUGCUUCUCCUCUGGAACAACUGGAAAGAUGAAGGGUGUCCAGCUUUCUCACUACAACCUUGUCAUGAACAGCAUCACAAUGCGUGCCUCCAUGCCGAUUAGGGUUAACUCGGCUGUACGUGAAGUUUUCUUCGCUCCUUAUUGCCAUAUAUACGGCCUGAGUCUGGUCGUACUGGCUGGUAUGUGGGUUGGAGCUCAAUAUUGCGGUCUCCCGGGUUUCGACUUGGAAACUUUUUGUCGCAAGUCGAGCGAGCUGGAAGUUACAGACCUCCACAUUGUGCCUCCUGUGGCUCUUCUUCUUGCCACAUCACCCGUUGCUCAGAAGGUAUGGUCUCACCGAAUGUUCGGGGGCAUUAUCCAUCAGAUAGAUGAAGACGAGAGAGCUUUUGGCUGUGUUGGGAAGCUGUUUGCGGGAGUGGAAGCUCGUCUUGUCGACCCGAAAACAAACAAGGACGUCCCUAUCGGUGAAGAAGGUGAACUUUGGGUCCGCGGCCCCGUGGUUAUGAUGGGCUAUGUCAGUGAUCGCGAAGCAACAAGCCAAACCUUCUCGGAAGGGUGGAUUAGAACAGGAGACAUCUUGAAGAUAGACGAAAACCAGAAUUUCUGGGUUACCGAUCGUCUCAAGGAGAUGAUCAAGUACAAGGGAUUCCAAAUAGCCCCCUCCGAACUCGAAGAUAUGCUCCUGCGUCAUCCAGAUGUGAUCGACGCUGCAGUUUGUGCAGUCUACGACGAUUCCCAGGCCACCGAAGUUCCCCUUGCUUAUGUUAGCCUUUCACCUGCAACGGUUGGGUUGCUGGGUUCUGAGAAGCAGAAGGCACUCGAUGCAAUCAGGAUCUGGAUGGACAGCCAGCUAGCGGGUUACAAGAAGCUCAGGGGAGGUGUUCACCAUUUGCAGGAACUGCCUAAGACUCCGACUGGUAAGAUUCUCAGACGGCUUUUACCUGCGAAGUUGAACGAGCAGAGAGAAGCGAAGCUUUAG